GGCAUGGCAGGCACGAGUGACCGCAGCGACGACCGUGCUCGCCCAGCAGCCUCCACAUCUCACAACAGCGCCGCCAGCACCUCAGAGUGUGGUCAACGGUCUUCGCAAUGGCUUCAUUCAGGCGCCGCGGGAUGGCCCUGCCCGCGCUGCUUGCACUACUCUCACUGACCUCAUCGGCCCACGGAGCUCAGAACCGAUCAACACUUCGUAGUAGCUUCUCUGCGUAUGAAUACGAUUUGUCGCCAUUAGCUGUAGCGAACACGCGACCAGAGAAAUGCCCACCAUGCUUCAAUUGCCAGCUGGAUGCGUUUGAUUGUGGUCAGUUUGGAGAGUGCUCAGCAUACGAUGGACAGUGCAAAUGUCCGCCAGGAUGGGCGGGGAUUGACUGCUUGACACCACAGUGCGACUCUUUGGCCGACGGGGACAGGCGAAGGCAGCGAGAUCCGGGCCAGAAGUGUGAUUGCAAGGAUGGAUGGGGUGGUGCAAACUGCAAUGUGUGCAAGACAGAUGACGCAUGUGUUGGGUUUCCACUUGCUGGCAGGCCCCUUGAGGAUGGGGAGGAGAUCAACAACAUGACUUGCUACAAAGGAGGCGUGACCGUCUUUGAGAACCACCAAAUAUGCGCAGUGACGAACCGCAAAAUCAUCGAUAUGCUCCCGGAUCGUCCCCCCGAGAUCACAUUCAGCUGCAACCAGGCUGCAGCCUCUUGCCAGUUCCAGUUCUGGACCGCGCAGGAGGAAUCGUUCUACUGCGCGCUGGACCAGUGCGCAAUGGGAAUGGAGACGGGUUACGAUAGCAACACUACUCGCUACUCAUGCGACAGCAUCAAGUGCAAAUGCGUUCCCGGCCGGUUUAUCUGUGGAGAGAACGGGAGUGUCGAUAUCUCGGACUUCUUGAAGGAGGAGAUCAAGGGUCCUGCUUCCUUCAGUUGCAAGACGGGUCAAGGUUGUCAGUUCGAGGAACCCGCUAUGAACGAACUGAUAGACACUAUGUUCGGUGAUCGUUACAUCACCCUUCAGUGCGAUGGCGGAGAAUGCUUGCACUACUCCCAGGUGCCUGGCUAUGAGCCUCCGCCUAAGCCGGACAACAGUCGCUUCAUUGCAUUGAGCGCUGCAGGUGCCGGUCUCUUUGUUAUCAUCGCAACAGCAAUCUUUUGGUACGCGGGGAGGACACGCUCAGGUGAUUUCGGCGGCAUCCGCCUGCCCGAGAACGAGACUGCGAGAUUGAUGUCUGAGCACGUCCCCGCCUCCCUGCACUUCUCGGGCAUCUCCUACGCGCUCGGUAAUCGCACGAUCCUCGACUCCAUCUCGGGCACGGUCAAGCCAGGUCAGCUCAUGGCGAUCAUGGGUGCCUCGGGCGCGGGUAAGUCAACAUUCCUCGACAUCCUCGCGCGCAAGAACAAGCGCGGCGUUGUCAGUGGGCGCACACUCGUCAACGGCCGGGAAGUUGCGGAUGAGGACUUCAAGAAGAUGAUGGGCUUCGUGGACCAGGAAGACACGCUGAUGAGCACGUUAACUGUGUACGAGACCGUGCUGUACUCUGCGCUGCUGAGGCUGCCGCGGGAAAUGAGUCUCGAAGCAAAGAAGUUCAGGACGCUCGAGACGAUGCAUGAGCUGGGUAUCCUUGCGAUCAAGGAUUCGCGGAUUGGCGAUUCUGGUCGCCGAUCCAUCUCAGGAGGUGAGAAGCGCAGGGUCUCAAUUGCUUGCGAACUCGUCACCAGUCCUUCUAUUCUAUUCCUGGACGAGCCGACGAGUGGAUUGGAUGCCUACAAUGCACUCAGCGUCGUCUCCAGCUUAGUGACGCUUGCAAGGAAUUACAAUCGCACGGUAGUGUUCACGAUUCACCAGCCGCGCAGCAAUAUCGUGUCUCUUUUCGAUAGGUUGCUCGUACUUGCGCAAGGCAAGAUGAUUUACUCCGGCGAUGCAGACAAGUGCGGGGAAUAUCUUGAGGCGAUUGGGCACCCUUGUCCGCCUGGUUUCAACAUCGCCGAUUAUCUGAUUGACCUGACGAUGCAUGCUAGCAUGGAGCCUCGUUCGUUGGAGAGUCCCCCGACGGAGUUGUCUACCUCGGAGGCGACGAAUGUCAACGACGAAGAGCGUGGAUUCAAUGGCGGUUCUACCUCUGGACACUCCAAGACAUCGAGCUCCACUGAAGAGACUGAGCUGCAGCCGCGCGCGAGCUCUGUUGCAGGCUCUGCCUCUGGCUACGUUAGGAAGAAGACGUCGCAGCUGCUGCAAGCCAUCUCGCCGAAUGCGUUGUCUGGCGAGGGUCCCCUAGCGCCUCGUUUGCAGGCAUUGGUAGACUCAUUCGCUGACAGCGACAUCAAUGCCUCGCUGAAAGAGGAGAUUGCUGACGUAGCGUCGACCGCCAACGCCCCGCAGAGCGCCUCGAAUCAGCUACCUGAUGCGGCGCUGGAGACGAGCAUCACGAGAGGACGCAAGCGUGCUAGCUGGGGGACACAGUUCCGCAUCCUGAGCGGGAGGGCGUUCAAGAACUUGUACCGGGAUCCUGCUCUGCUGGCUGCGCACUAUAUCGCUGCAGUUUUGGUCGCACUCAUGAGCGGAUUCUUCUUCCACCAUCUAUCCAACGACAUCGCGGGCUUCCAGAAUCGACUUGGAUUCUUCUUCUUCACGCUCGCGCUCUUCGGCUUCUCUUGUCUGUCUAGCUUGAGUCUAUUUGCCAAUGAGAGGCUCCUCUUCAUGCGGGAACGUGCCAACGGCUAUUACUCUCCGCUGACGUACUUCGCCUCGAAGGUACUGUUCGAUAUCCUGCCGUUGCGUGUUGUCCCACCGCUCGUGUACGGUGGCAUCGUCUACGGUCUCAUCGGUCUAGUACCUGAAGUUGCAACCUUCUGGAAGUUCAUCCUGGUGCUUGUGCUCUUCAACUUGACUACGGCGAGCGUAAUCCUGCUGUUGUCAAUCGCCUUUGCGAGCACUAGCGUAGCUAGCCUUGUCGGCACACUCAUCAUGCUCUUCAACUUGCUGUUUGCCGGACUUUUGAUCAACCGACAGACCCUCGGGAAGCGGUGGGAAUGGCUCAACGUCUGCUCUUUCUUCCAUGCCGCUUACGAAGCGUUGGCCGUAAACGAGUUGCGGUACUUGCAGCUGAGAGAGACCAAGUACGGCGUGGACAUUGAUGUGCCAGCUGCGGCCAUCUUGUCAACGUUCGGACUGCAAUCACAGUCUUUUUGGUGGCCGGAUAUCGCCCUGCUUGGCAUUUUCUUCGGCUCGUUCACAAUCAUCAGCUACCUGAUCCUGCACUUCUACGUCAGGGAGAAGCGGUAGGAAAACAAUGUCCGCGUCAUGUUGUGUGGCAUAGCAUUCACGUACACGUACGAGCUGUCCUGUGACUGUAAAGACUGUAUCAUUGUAUAAUCAUUGGCAUCUUGCAUUUUCGUCCUAA
Molecule: messenger RNA, 3402 nt
Organism: Rhodofomes roseus
Lineage: Eukaryota; Fungi; Basidiomycota; Agaricomycetes; Polyporales; Fomitopsidaceae
Exons: 19
Coding region: 108-3284 (1058 amino acids)
Cellular component (GO): membrane
Molecular function (GO): ATP hydrolysis activity; ABC-type transporter activity; ATP binding
Source: RefSeq, a predicted model, not a curated record